This is a messenger RNA of Triticum aestivum (bread wheat), 1182 nucleotides long. RefSeq lists its product as uncharacterized. The record is from RefSeq and is a predicted model, not a curated record. Lineage: Eukaryota; Viridiplantae; Streptophyta; Magnoliopsida; Poales; Poaceae. Bases 38 to 910 code for a protein of 290 amino acids. The transcript has 3 exons.
CUGACGCUCGAUCGACUCAUUUUCACAUCAAUCAUGCAUGCAUUAUCGUUCAUAUGACCUGCAUGCAUUUUCGCUUCCUCCUCCAUCCUCCCGCGGCGCAGCCACUCCUCUGUCUCCUAUCCCUUCCGCCGCCGCUCGUCGCAGCUCCGCCUCCCCGCCUGGCAGCGGCCAGAGAAGGGCCUCCCCGCCUCACCUCCUCUUCCUCUCUUCCCGAGGGUGCUUGCCGGAGGGAUCGCGCGGCGGCUCUAUGGCAGAGACGGCAGCGGCAGCAGAGUCGGAUAGCGGGAGCGAGGUGGGCCCAACCGGGGACUCGGCGGAGUUCGCUUCGCCGGUGAAGGCGAGGAAGAGGGCGCCGGAGUCGGAGGCCGGCACCUCGGCGACGACGGCGUCCGAGUCCUCGGAGACGAGGGUCGACGAUGGCAACAUCCAGGAGGCCGAGUCCUCGCUCCGCGAGGGCCUCUCCCUCAACUACGAGAACAAAACAGUGGGGACAAAGUUGAUAAUAGCGACAAUGCAAAGAAGGAAGGGGAAGGAAUCGGGGAAAGCUUGUGAAGAGAAGGCCCCUGAGAACACUGAUGCCAAGGAAGAGAACUCAGAUGAUGCUGAGGAGUUGAAAGUGUCAGAUGCACAAGGGAGCGGGCUGCUCUCGGUGCUCGACCGGAUGCUCACCGACAAGGAGUACCGUUGCGUGUGCGCCCAGGUGCAGCGCAAGGGCGUGGAGGCGGAGGGGUACGCCGUCGAGGGGAUCUCGGUGGGCGGGCACAAGACCUGCAUCACAGUGCCGUCCCUCAACGUCGCAUUCGACAUCGGCCGUGGCCCACUCUUCGCCGUGCGCCAUGACCACCUCUUCAUCACGCACGCCCACCUCGACCACAUCGUUCAUGCAAUUCAGGAGCAAUGCUGGUGCUAAGAACGCUGGCAAUGCAAAGAAAAAAAGGCAGUAAUUCAUCUAUCGUCUAAGAUGACCAUGGGCGCAUGGCAAGCCACAUUUUUCUUCCAUGCAUUCAGCUCAGUUUCUACUUCUGUAGAAUUCAUGUUUUCUAAUUAAAUUUGCAUGCAUCUUAUAAACAUGCUGCUUGCUGAUGGCUGAGCACUAUUUAUGCACUUUUAAGUUGCUGCUAGAUAACUUAUAUUUAUGCCCUCCUGAUCCAAGCUGUUUUAAAAAGCUUUCUGAUGCUGUGU